AUGGGUAAAAUACCUAACAAAUCAACUGACACUUUGGAUCCUGAGGGAAGUGGAAGGAAUAAACGAAACUCAAACUUCAAAAUUACGGACUGCAAGGCAUUGAUAAAGUUUGAAAGGUUACAUAUGCAAACUAAUGCUUGUAAAAUAUAUGAGUUUGAAGAGAAUCACAACCACCCCCUAGAGACUAAAGAAGAAAGACGGUAUUCCAAACGUGCACGACGACUUAGUUAUAAAGACAAGGAGUUUAUAGUGCGUUCUUCAACAUCUAACAUUGGUGCAACAAAGGCACAUAAGUUACAAGCUAGUUUGCAAGGAGGUUAUGAAAACGUUGGCCCUGAAGCAAUUGAUUAUAAAAAUUUCAGAAUGAAGGUGGGAAACAUUAUAGGUGACAAGGAUGCACAGCUGGUUGUUGACAAAAUGAACAUGAGGAAAGAUGAGUUACAUCAUUACACAUUUGAGUAUAAAUGUGUUGAUAGUGUGUUAAACGCAAUGUUUUGGGCAGAUGAAACCGAUAAGUUAUAUUACAAGGAGUUUGGAGAUGUGAUAUCAUUUGAUGCUACAUUCCGAACAAAUAAGUAUGGAAUGAUUUUUGUGCCGUUUACAGCCAUUGAUAACCACAAACGUUCAAUAAACAUUGGGGCAGGUUUGUUAAGCAACGAGUCAAUAGAAUCUUAUCGUUGGUUGCUCGAAGCUUUUUUGAAAGCACAUGUAAAACACCCUCAAUUAGUGUUAACAGACCAAGAUCCAGCAAUUCUACAGGCCGUUGAAGCAAUAUUUCCUACUUCUAAUCAUCGUUUAUGUAUGUGGCACAUCAUGAAAAAACUACAAGCCAAGGUUUCAGCCGAUUUUUUGAAAAACACUGAUUUUCGUAAGCGUUUUACAAAGCUUGUUUGGAAUGUCUAUAUCGAGCCUGAAGUGUUUGAAUCAAGGUGGAAAUUGCUUAUGAGAAAAUUCAAACUACAGGACAAAAUAUGGUUCAAAGACAUGUACAGGGAUUGAAAACUUUGGAUUCCAGCCUAUUUUAAAGACAUGCCACUACACGGUCUGAUGAAAACUACUUCAAGGUCUGAAAGCGUGAACUCAUUUUUUAAUAAAUACUCUAACUCUGGUAAUUUGCUUAUCUAUUUCAUGAUGAACUACGACACCGCAAUUGGAAAGCAACGAAAUGCUCAACAGAAACUAGAACAUGAUACAAAAAAUGCAAAGCAUGAAAUGACACUUCCAAGUGGCUUACUAGAACAUGCAGUUGCGGUUUACACUAAAAAAAAUUUCUAUGAGGUCAAAAAGGAAAUAUUUAAAGCAGCCUGGUACUGUUCUAUCGACAGUGUUGAAAAGAUUGAUGGGUGACAAGUUGUUAUGAUUACACAAACGGAUAAGAGCAAACAGUUGAAGAUA
Lactuca sativa (garden lettuce) is the source of this 1395-nucleotide messenger RNA. RefSeq names its product protein FAR1-RELATED SEQUENCE 5. NCBI's taxonomy places the organism in Eukaryota, Viridiplantae, Streptophyta, Magnoliopsida, Asterales, Asteraceae. The record is from RefSeq and is a predicted model, not a curated record.